AGGUAAAAAAGGUCUUCAUUGAACACUACUUUUGCUAUAGAAUUAUACUUAAUUGUCAAAGAAAAAUGAGAGAUGCUAAAUCCAGCGAUCAGAUUGCUAAUAGCUAACGCGGCGGUUGUCAUGGCGGCGAACAUGGAAGAAGAGGAGAAGAAGAAACACAGCUGGAAGGUGCAGCUGCAGUUUCCUAGAUUGAAAACAUGACGGUCCAGACAUCAAACCAGGGCCAAUGGUCUAUUUUGAACCCACCUGACUUACCUUCGACAGCUUGCCAGACAGCAAAACCCCUCCACAGUUGUUGCCCUCUCCCUCUAGCCCCCCCUCCCAUCCUAUUCUUUACCACCCCUGCCCACCUAUUUGUGUCGACCUCAGCCAAUAAGAGCCUCUCCGUUUCAGCCAGGAUGGAGAACGCACACACCAAAGAGUCGGAGGACGUCCUGUCCAACUUUGGUGUCACUGAAGAUAGCGGCCUCUCACCUGAGCAGGUUAAGAAGAACCUGGACAAGUAUGGCUACAACGAGCUUCCAGCAGAGGAGGGAAAGACGAUCUGGGAGUUGGUUGGGGAACAGUUUGAGGACCUGUUGGUCAGAAUCCUUCUGCUGGCUGCCUGCAUCUCUUUCGUGCUGGCCUGGUUCGAGGAAGGAGAGGAAACUGUCACUGCCUUUGUCGAGCCCUUUGUCAUCCUCCUCAUCCUCAUUGCCAAUGCUGUUGUUGGAGUGUGGCAGGAGCGCAACGCAGAGGAUGCCAUUGAGGCUCUGAAGGAGUACGAGCCUGAGAUGGGCAAAGUUUACCGCUCAGACAGGAAGAGUGUGCAGAGGAUCAAGGCCAGGGAGAUCGUUCCUGGUGAUGUGGUAGAAAUUUCUGUUGGUGACAAAGUGCCAGCUGACAUCAGAAUCAUCUCCAUCAAAUCUACAACCCUGCGUGUGGACCAGUCCAUCCUCACUGGCGAGUCCGUCAGUGUGAUCAAACACACUGAUGCCGUCCCCGACCCCCGAGCUGUCAACCAGGACAAGAAGAACAUGCUCUUCUCUGGUACCAACAUCGCUGCUGGUAGAGCCACUGGUGUCGCUAUUGCAACUGGAGUCUCCACUGAGAUCGGUAAGAUUCGUGACCAGAUGGCUGCAACUGAGCAGGAGAAGACGCCUCUGCAGCAGAAACUGGACGAGUUCGGAGAGCAGCUCUCCAAGGUUAUCUCUCUCAUCUGUGUGGCUGUGUGGAUCAUCAACAUUGGUCAUUUCAACGACCCCGUGCACGGAGGCUCCUGGUUCCGUGGUGCCAUCUACUAUUUUAAGAUUGCCGUGGCUCUGGCUGUGGCUGCCAUCCCUGAAGGUCUCCCUGCUGUCAUCACCACCUGCCUUGCUCUGGGAACUCGCCGUAUGGCCAAGAAGAACGCAAUCGUCAGAAGUCUGCCCUCUGUGGAGACGCUGGGCUGCACCUCUGUCAUCUGCUCCGACAAGACCGGCACCCUCACCACCAACCAGAUGUGUGUGACCAAGAUGUUCAUCAUCGAUAAAGUCGAUGGGGACAGUUGUUCCCUCAGUCAGUUCGACAUCUCAGGUUCAAAGUACACACCUGAGGGAGAAGUUACAAAGAACGGCUCCUCUGUGAAGUGUGGACAGUUCGACGGCCUGGUUGAACUGGCGACCAUCUGUGCUCUGUGCAACGACUCCUCUCUGGACUACAACGAGUCUAAAGGUAUUUUUGAGAAGGUGGGCGAGGCCACUGAGACCGCUCUGUGCUGUCUAGUGGAGAAGAUGAAUGUGUUCAACAGUGAAGUGCGCGGCCUGUCCAGAGUGGAGAGGGCAAACGCUUGCUGUGCGGUGAUCAAGCAGCUGAUGAGGAAGGAGUUCACCCUGGAGUUCUCCAGAGACAGGAAGUCCAUGUCUGUGUUCUGCUCUCCUGCUAAGUCUGCAAAAGCACCUGUGGGAAACAAGAUGUUUGUCAAAGGUGCCCCAGAAGGCGUCAUUGAUCGCUGUGCAUACAUUCGUGUGGGAACCACUCGUGUCCCCCUCACCGGCCCCGUCAAAGACCACAUCUUGUCAGUUAUCAAGGAGUGGGGAACUGGACGGGACACCCUCCGCUGUCUGGCUCUGGCCACCAAAGAUACUCCUAUGAGGAAGGAGGAGAUGAACCUUGAGGACUCCACCAAGUUUGCAGACUAUGAGACUGAUCUGACCUUUGUGGGCUGUGUCGGCAUGCUUGACCCUCCUCGUAAGGAAGUCAUGAGCUCCAUUGAGCUGUGCAGAGCUGCAGGCAUCAGAGUCAUCAUGAUCACUGGUGACAACAAAGGCACAGCUGUUGCCAUCUGCCGCCGCAUCGGCAUCUUCAGCGAGGAAGAGGAUGUCACAGGAAAGGCUUAUACCGGUCGUGAGUUUGAUGACCUCAGUCCAUACGAUCAGAAGAACGCUGUCAGAAAGGCGUGCUGCUUCGCCAGAGUUGAACCAUCCCACAAGUCAAAGAUCGUUGAGUUCCUGCAGGGCUUCGAUGAGAUUACUGCCAUGACCGGUGACGGAGUGAACGAUGCCCCCGCCCUGAAAAAGGCGGAGAUUGGCAUCGCCAUGGGCUCUGGCACUGCCGUUGCCAAGUCUGCCUCUGAGAUGGUCCUGGCUGACGACAACUUCUCUUCCAUCGUGUCCGCUGUGGAGGAGGGACGAGCCAUUUACAACAACAUGAAACAGUUCAUCCGCUACCUCAUCUCCUCCAACGUGGGCGAGGUCGUCUGUAUCUUCCUCACUGCCGCUCUGGGUCUCCCUGAGGCUCUGAUCCCCGUUCAGCUGCUCUGGGUCAACCUGGUGACUGAUGGUCUGCCCGCCACUGCCCUGGGCUUCAACCCCCCUGACCUGGACAUCAUGGGCAAAGCCCCCCGCUCCCCCAAAGAGCCCCUCAUCUCAGGCUGGCUCUUCUUCAGAUACUUAGCCAUUGGAGGUUACGUCGGUGCAGCCACAGUUGCCGCAGCUGCCUGGUGGUUCCUGUACUGCGAUGAAGGCCCGAUGGUCUCCUUCCACCAGCUGUCUCACUUCAUGCAGUGCAGCGAGGAAAACGAGGACUUCACAGGGAUCAACUGCCACGUGUUUGAGGCUGCUCCUCCCAUGACGAUGGCUCUGUCUGUGCUCGUCACCAUUGAGAUGUGCAACGCUCUUAACAGUCUGUCUGAGAAUCAGUCCCUGGUCCGCAUGCCCCCCUGGAGCAACCUCUGGCUGGUGGGCGCCAUGUCCCUCUCCAUGUCCCUCCACUUCAUGAUCAUCUACGUCGACCCCCUGCCCAUGAUCUUCAAGCUGACUCACCUGAACGUGGAGCAGUGGUUGAUGGUCGUGAAGCUCUCCUUCCCCGUCAUCCUCAUCGACGAGCUGCUCAAGUUUGUGGCUCGCACGUAUCUGGAGGGUAAAGUGUAAGGUGAAGUCGAGCAGAGAGCGGCUGAAGCAGAGAGAGAGAGAGAGAGAGAGAGAGAGAGACAGAGAGAGCGAGAGCGAGAGAGAGAGAAAGGAGGCUCAGCGGAGAGAUCACUGAGCACUCACUCUGAACGAGAGCUGCCAAAAAAAGCCACAGUGAUCUAAACACCAAGUGGCCUGAAAACAAACACAAUAAGCCAUCUGAAGAUACACCACAAAAAGCUGCAAACUAUUUUUCUGUGUAUGUACUGAGGUUAAUAUAUAGCUGAGUUAUUAAAACUAUUCUGUGUUGAUUUUAUUCUUUAAGAAUAAAGAGAUGUACAAAACUAA
Notolabrus celidotus (New Zealand spotty) is the source of this 3716-nucleotide messenger RNA. It is a transcript of the gene atp2a1, whose product is annotated as ATPase sarcoplasmic/endoplasmic reticulum Ca2+ transporting 1. Lineage: Eukaryota; Metazoa; Chordata; Actinopteri; Labriformes; Labridae. Bases 198 to 3389 code for a protein of 1063 amino acids. Gene Ontology annotation, cellular component: membrane. The record is from RefSeq and is a predicted model, not a curated record. Gene Ontology annotation, biological process: calcium ion transmembrane transport; intracellular calcium ion homeostasis. The transcript is spliced from 27 exons. Gene Ontology annotation, molecular function: P-type calcium transporter activity; ATP hydrolysis activity; ATP binding.